Striga hermonthica is the source of this 2061-nucleotide messenger RNA. Lineage: Eukaryota; Viridiplantae; Streptophyta; Magnoliopsida; Lamiales; Orobanchaceae. The record is from the annotation of a GenBank genome assembly.
AUGGCCGCCGUUGCUCCUCCGGCAGAUCAGACUGCAGAUUUAUUGCAGAAAUUGUCGCUGGAUUCUCAGGCGAAAACUUUUGAAAUCCCAGAUUCCACCAAAAAGCCGUCAACUGAUUCCAGUAACAUGGCUAACGGAAUUCAGUCAGAUAGAUCUAUUACACCUUUGUUGCCCGAUUUAAUGGAUCCGACUGUGUGCUAUGUUCCAAAUGGUGCUUACCCUCCUGCUGCGUAUUAUUAUGGCGGAUUGGAUGGUAAUGACUGGGAGAAUUACGCAAGAUACGUGAAUCCAGAUGGAGUGGAGAUGACUCCAGGAGCUUAUGGGGACAAUGGAUCACUAAUAUAUCACCCUGGCUAUGGCUAUACCUCUUAUGGACCAUAUUCACCAGCUACAUCACCUGUUCCAACCCUGGGACAUGAUGGCCAGUUGUAUGGAGCUCCCCACUAUCAAUAUCCAGCUCCUUAUUUCCAUUCAUUGACACCAAAUGGGCAGUAUCCCACGCCAGCUGCCCCAGCCAAAGGUGAGAUUGCCACCUCUGCAGCAGCCGACCAAGCACCUUUGUUGGUGGAUUCUGCUAGUACAAAAUCUAAUGGUAUUGCCAAUGGUGGGGUUCCUAAGGGGAAUAAUGGUUCAGCGGCAGCAAGGUCAACUUAUCAAAAUUCGUCUCUUAAUGCUAAUGGUACGUAUGGAAAAGGUGCUUUGCCUGGAGGAGUUCCAGUGUCUGGUUAUCAGGACCCAAGAUUUGGAUUUGAUAGUUUCCAUUCACCAAUUCCAUGGUUAGAUAAUCAGUACUUCUCUGGGCAGCAGAGGCCUGUUACAAGUUCAUCAAUCACUUCGUCCAUUGCAAACGGAAAUAGCGUUACUCCAUCCAGGGACCAGAAUUUCCGUCCUCAGAUGAUGGGUUUGAAUGCCCCGAGGCCAAUGAACACUGUUGGCGGAUACAUGAAUAGAAUGUAUCCUAAUAAGCUAUAUGGCCAAUAUGGAAAUGCUUAUGGGUCAGGUCUGGGCUAUGGAUCCAACGGUUAUGACACACGAAUCAGUGGACGUGGCUGGAUGACUGUUGAUAGCAAGUACAAGACGCGAGGAAGAGGAAAUGGCUUUUACGGUUAUGGUUAUGACAGCGUGGAUGGUCUCAAUGAAUUGAACCGAGGACCAAGAGCCAAAAGUAGCUCUAAGAAUACUAAGAGCUUCACGCCGUCGGCUUUAGCUGUCAAAGGCCAAAAUAUCCCCUUAACUGGAGCAGCUGAUAAUGAAAAUAAUCUAAGCUCAACUCCGGACAGGGAACAAUACAACAAACCUGAUUUUCCUGACAGCUAUUCUGAUGCCAAGUUCUUUGUCAUCAAAUCAUACAGCGAGGAUGAUGUCCACAAGAGCAUUAAGUACAAUAUUUGGGCCAGCACUCCAAACGGGAAUAAAAAGUUGGAUGCAGCUUACAAUGAAGCUCAGCAGAAGCCUGGAGGCUGUCCUGUUUUUCUUUUCUUCUCUGUGAACACAAGUGGCCAGUUUGUUGGAAUUGCCGAGAUGGUUGGUCCUGUUGAUUUCAACAAGAAUGUCGAGUACUGGCAGCAGGACAAAUGGAUUGGCUGUUUCCCUGUUAAGUGGCAUAUAGUGAAGGAUGUACCGAACAGCUUGUUAAAGCACAUAACCCUCGAAAACAAUGAGAACAAACCUGUAACUAAUAGCAGAGACACCCAGGAGGUGAAACUUGAGCAGGGGCUUCAAGUGCUUAAGAUAUUUAAGGGUCAUAUGAGUAGACAAUGCAUCCUGGAUGAUUUUGAUUUCUACGAGGAUCGCCAGAAAAAAAUCCAGGAGAAAAAGGCCAAGCAACAGCUGUUCCAGAAACAGGCUAAAAUGUGGGAAGGCAAACCAACUGAGGAAAAAAUGAAAGAAGGCAGGGAAAACGCUAAUGGUGAUUCUAAAACCAAUAAGUCACCCGUAGUGGAAUCUACCCCGACUGUUGCUAAUAAUGGGGGGGAUAUCAAGACGCAAGAAGAUGGCUCGAUUCCAAAAUCUGGAGAUGCUGUUAACACAAGUUUGAAUGGAGUUCAGGGUAGUUGUUAA